AGACUUGUUAUACAAAUUAUUAAUUUCAUAAGGCUUUGCAACUUCCGAAUUUAGUCGAGAGCUACCACUUGAACUUAAAUGAUAAAAUAUAAAAAGUUCGAUUGAUUUAGGUGCCGAAUCCAGCCAGACAAUCCGUUUCGUACUCUAAAUUCUAUGAACGUUUAUAAAUGUUGAAAGGAUAAAUCUACAUUUGAAUUCAUCAGUAACCGCACUGGGUUUUAUCUGUAGACCAGGUUCAGUCAUAAGCUGUCAUAGGAGGCCAAUCUACAAUUGGUGGCAUUCCGAGCGAUCAUUGGGAGCGAGUGGUAAAUUCAUCGAGUGGAACAUCAGUGCCUGCAAAGUGACUGUGGAGCAUGUGACAUUUACAUUGUAGUCUAGUGGCCGAGUGCAUGAGAAAACUGUUUAACCUGUAUUUGUGAGUACCAAUAAUGGAAGGCCAAUAUUUAUUAAAUUGCAGUUGAAUUUCUUUAUUAAAUUGUAAAUAAUCCUUUGUGGUUAGUGUUCUGUAAAUAAUUCGUUGUUGUUUUGAAACGUUGUUCAUAAAUGCAAUUGUUUAAAUAUACUGGGGAAGUCAUAGUAAUAAUUGCAUGAUACCUUUUUUUUAAGGAAAUUUUAAUACGUAUACCUCGGUAGAGGUUUCUUUAAAGCAACUUUACUAUUCUUAAAUACUUCAUAAUAUUUCCAUCAUAUUGAAAACAUAAAAAACAGGAUAUAUUUUAUUUGUUUUCGUUAUUGCAGUACUUUUCAGUGGCCAACUAGUUUUAUUUCAGAAGUGUUGAUUGUCCAGAGGAGGUGACCAGCAUUCAAAUGACACAAAUAUUUAUUUAACAGCAAGUUCAUUUUCAAUCGUGCUGAAUGCUACACUUACUUGGUAUUUUUCGUUGGGGGGGGGGGUUACUUGACAGUUCAUUGUUGACACGUUAAGUUUGACCUUGUCAGGAAAUUGUUGACAACAACUAUUCGACCUUGAGAUGUUAUUUUCUGGAAGUAUAGAAAGUUUAUAACUCAUUAAGUGUUUUAUUUUGCAGUUUAGCAGCUGAAUUGCUAAAUUAGUUUUCCUACGUGCUGUAAAUGGUGUGAAUAUUAAUUUAAUUUCUAACUUGUUUUACAAUUUUGGAUUUGCAUGUUUCCAAAAAAUAAUUUUGGUAAUUUGUCACCGUUUUGUAUUGAUUAUAAAAGUAUCAUUUUAUAUAAAAGUCUGUUUUAAUGUGUAGUUAUUAUAUUAACAAAUAAUGGCUAGUAGGUCACAGCAAGAGGAUGACUCGUAUAAGAUUGGACUAUCAAGUGGUGGAGGUGAACAAGAGCGUCCAUUAACAGUAAAGGAACAGAGGCUGCUAGAUGCCCUAAAAGAUUUAAACAUGGAUCCUCAGACAGUGAGACGACUGACAAAGAAAAUAGACGAAGAGAGGAAACCUAGGCUAAACUAGAUGUCACAGGUCAAAGAAUCUUAGAUGGGCAGCAGCACUUGCAGAGUAUGAUUUUGAUAUAUGUUACAGACCAGGCGUGAAAAACACAGAUGCUGAUGCUUUAAGUAGAUAACCACAAGGAAAAGAUACAAACCCUAACAAUCAUGUAGUAAUUGAUAAUAAUAUAGGUUAAGCUAUACGCAAUGCCCUUCAAUGUAUUGAAUGUCAUUUUGAGACUUUGCCAUGUCUUUCUUUGAAUGUAAUAGACAUAGCGGACAAUUUCGGACAACCAUUGGCACAUAUAGAAAUGCGUUAACUUCGGAGAGCACAGAGAUCUGACCCUACUGUCGAAAAAAUGCAGAAUAGCAGAAAUAGAUAAGAUGCUUCCCAAACAAAUAUAUAGAAAACAAGACAUUAACAUGAAGAAGAAUUCUUUACAUUUGAAGAUCAAAAGAGGUAGUUUGUUCAGAGAUAUUCAAGUUAAAGGCGUACAUAUAGAACAAUUAGUUAUCCCUGAAAUGUAUAAAGCUGAUAUUUUGAUAGGUCUUCAUUAAGUAGUUGGACAUCCGGGAAAGAAACGAACGUUGAAACUGAUCGGAGAACGAUUUCUGUUUGGCCCGGAGUGUCAUUAGAAGUAGAGCAAUACAUGUCUAAGUGUGACAGAAGUUUAAGAAGGAAAACAGCAACUAACACAAGAGCACCACUUGUAAACGUACACACAACCUACCCACUAGAGUUCGUGUGUUUGAUUAUCCGUCAUAGGAACCAUCAAAAGGAGGAUACAACAGCAUAUUAGUAAUUACAGACCACUUUACAAAGUACACACUAGCUAUUUCGACCAGGAACCGGACAGCUAAGACAACAGCAGAAAGCUUUCUUCAACAAUUUUAUUAUCCAUUACGGUAUCCAAACAGCACUCAAUUCUGAUCAAUUUUGAAUCAAAUUUAAUCAAAGAGCUAUGUUAUAUCACCAAAAUGGAAAAAAAAACACAUACAUCUGUAUAUCAUCCCCAGGGAAAUGCCGGACCAGAAAAGUUUAAUAGAACUCUACUAGAAAUGCUUGGAACUUUGGAAAACAAACAGAAAGGUAACUUGCAGAAAUAUAUUCACUUAUUAGUAUUUUCCAAAAACUGCACGCCGCAUAAAUCAACUAAAUAUUCACCUUUCGAGUUGAUGUUUUGAAGAAAACCUAAAUUACCCAUUAAUGCUAAAUUUGACAGAUCACAAGAACAAUCAUAUAAUAAGACUAGUCAGAAAUAUAUUCAAGAUUUGAAAAAUGACAAGAGAAAUUGUAGAAAGGUAUAUUUCGAAGGCAAAGGAAAAGCAAAAACAUUCAUAUGACUUUAAAGUAAGAGGAGCCAAGGUUGAAAAAGGAGAUCAUGUCCUGUUUAUAGUUAUGGAUCAUGGUGAAGGAAAACAUAAACUUGCUGACAAAAAUGAAGAAGAACUAUAUGUCAUAACAGAACAAUCGCGAGAAAAUAUCCCGGUAUUCAGGCUGAAAGGCUUAGAAAAUGGUAACACAUAAAACUUUACACAGGAAUCAUUUAUUUCCAGUAAAAACUCAGGAAGAUGUGAACAGUGAGAGUAAACAGUUGGUGAUUGAGCAAGCGGGGAUUUCUUAAAGAAUAGAUAAGAAUGCAUCCGGACGUGGAUUUAUAAAUGAAGAAAAUAGACCGUCAGAUAGACCGUCGAUGAUGAUUGUUCGAGUUUAAAAAACAUGUUCCCAGAACUAGUAUAUGUGGGGACGCCAACAGACUCAAGGAGAGGAGUAGCAACAGAAGAAUGGACUCGAAUGAUAUUGUACAAAGUCAGUCCAUACCCGCUAGAGAAGAAGUGAGUGUGACAGAGAGGGAGGAAUAUGCGAUUGAAAAUGGCCAUCCGGCGGGAGAAUCUGAUACGAGUACGGGUGAGGCGGAGGAAAAAAAUUAAAGGGUUGAAGGUAUCUCAGAGGCUGGGAAUGGAUCCACAAAACCAUGAGUAGGCACAGCAGAGCAGAACAUGACUCAGGACACUGCAGUUCAAGAACAAGAUUGCAAUAUUACAGCGCCAAGAAAGAGAAGACAAUUACCUCUAUAGCCUGUAGGAAAAUCGGAACGGCAAAGAAAAUUACCAGCUAAAUAUGAUGAUUUUUAUAUGUUAAGUUCCAUUAACAGACCAAUUGGUAACAUAUUUCAUGCUUAAGAAGUAUAAAUGUCUUCAGGAAUUUUUAAGAGUAUGGAGUGUGAAAUCGCAAGAACGAUAGUAAUUGCUAUCACGAAGUAAAGUUCUAUGACAAUUUGUAUCAAUGUAAUUUUUUGAUGAAUUUGAGAUGUUUGUGAUGACACAAUUCUCUCAGAGAAGGAGGAGUAAUUUAAUUAUUAUUGCGAUGCUGUAUUAAACAGUAAUGUUUGAAUGAAUUGUCGAUUUGUUGCAGAUAGAACAGUAUAUAUUUGCUGCAUCUGUAUUCAUUAUCAAAUAAUUUACUGAUUUUUUGUUUUUCAGGUUUUAUCUGUAUGUAUUGUGAACAAAUAUUUGAAUAUUAAGUGCGAAUUAUGUAGCUCUAAUAAUUUGUUAAAUAUGUUGACAAUGGACAGAAUUAACAACUGGAUAUAUAUACAUUAUGACUAUGACGGGAUGUCAUUUUCAAAGGGGGGGGGAAUGUGUAACCAGUUUAACGAUUUAAUAGUUGCGUGUAAACUUAUAAUAGUGUAUGCAAACAAAAAUGACAUAUAUAUAUAGACUACAUACUUGUGUCAUAGUAUUUUAAAAUAUUUGGACGUAAAUGCAUGUGGUUAUCGUAAACAUAUAAGUUUCAUUGCUCGGUCGCUGUGAGUUAAAUAUUUGACCAUUGAAUUAUUUAAUUAUCGUAAAUUCAUUUGACAUACGUUUACCGUAAACUGAAAAAAUUAAUAACAACUAACCCUUCGAAAAAUAUUUCGUCACUCAAAUAUGUGCAUAAAUUGUGUUACAUACAGAUGGCAGAAGGCGCUGAGCAGUCUUAAAUGCUAAGAACUGACAUAAUGGCGGGUUGUAACCUCGUACACAGCGAUCGAAUUAUGUUGAAUAUUGAAGAUGCAUCUGUUGAAAUGAGCAAUUUGUUAAACACCCUGGGUUAUGGGCAGGAGCUUAGACAAAAACGACGGGAUUGCUAUAAGGAGUUGGACAGACUCUGUGAGGAAUUUUGGAGCUUUAACACUUUCGAAUGGAUUACAGUCGGAAGUAAGGCAGAGGGGCUUUCUCGUUUUCUUGAAAGUGAUAGGGACGUCUUACUUGUGAUAAAUAAUGUCGAAUGCCUAGAAGCCGGUUGUGACGUAAACUCAAUUCCAGAAAACAUAUCCGUGUUUAGAAUGGAUACACAGAUAUGUUACCCGGGACACUGCAUACUUCUGCUUGAGCGAGGUUUCCCGUUAAUCCUAUUGUUAGCAUUGUGCGAAAAUGCAUAUGGAAGAGUUCUUUUAAGCAGUGACGCGAUUAUAGAUAUACUAAGAAUGGGUCAAUACUUCUUUGUUCGAGAACCCUUUUUUAAUCAACGUUCGGGGCCGUCACUGCCAAUCAGUUUUGGACACUCAAUCUUUGAAUUAGUACCUGCGCUACGUUGCCAUUGUCCUAGCUUGCUCCAGAAAUGGGCAGCAAGAUCUCGACAUUGGCCGCCACCAAAUAUUGUGGAAAAGGUCGUAUCAAUGGAAGCAUUUCUUACUCCUGUUGGCUUUAAAAAUAGCGAAAAUAAGCAUAUUGAAUGGAGGAUUUGUUUCAACACAGGUGAGACAGAAUUGAUGAGUAAUCUUAACGACACACAACUUAAAUUAUACGUUUUGCUUAAAAUGAUUGCGAAACAUGUACUCAAACCACAACAUAAAGAAAUUACAUCGUACAUGUUGAAAAAUAUUAUCUUAUGGUUGGCGGAGAACAACCCACAGUCAGUAUUUCAUGAGAGGAGUCUGUUUUUCUGGGUGCGUGAAUCACUACUUGAGGUAAGAACUGCACUGUCCCAAAAACAACUGCCAUACUAUAUGCUCCCAGAGAGGAACCUAAUGGCAGCCACUGCAAUGACCGAUAUGCAGAACCGAACAUGGAUAGCAACACUCACAGACAUGAUUGAUGAAGGACCAUAUAUAAUACGCAGGUUGCCAAAGGUACGACAAACCAUUAUCUCCCACCCGGAGCCUUUGUUCUGGUUUUACGCGAGAAGAAUCGAACUGGAGAUUAUUGUGCUAGAAAUGUUGAAAAGUGUUACCCCACACAUCGGUGGUAAUGUGUUAGGUCCAAUCGUUCGAAAUGGAUUAUUAAGGCGUAUGGUGGAGAUAUUGCGUGAGGUCUUGGAGUGUUCGGAAGAAGGACCAGAUUUACCAAUUGUAUAUUUGGUUUUCCGUUUAAUAUACAGAGUAUUAAUGGACGAACUUUGAAAAUGUACAUUGUCGAUUAUAUGUUUGUUAACAGAACAUAGUAUAUGUUCAAUACAGUAGGGUUGGGGAUUUUGUUCCGCAAAUCUCUAACAAUCCACUCUAGUGAUUUUUA
This is a messenger RNA of Dreissena polymorpha, 5899 nucleotides long. RefSeq lists its product as uncharacterized. Bases 4387 to 5787 code for a protein of 466 amino acids. The transcript is spliced from 5 exons. The record is from RefSeq and is a predicted model, not a curated record. Lineage: Eukaryota; Metazoa; Mollusca; Bivalvia; Myida; Dreissenidae.